GAAACAACGUGCUGAUUGGAUGGAUAUGGGCUCUUACCUGCCAGGUAGAGCCAAUGCUGCAUCACUAUUGGAUGAGUGGGAGUGAUUAAACUCCUCCCACUUCCCUAUCUACUCAAAGGCAUACUAUUGCAGGCAGCACUUUGCUAGUGGAGAAGGAUGUGGGAAGCUGUGUGCUAAACUGUGGAAUAACAACGCACUGUGAGGAGGACAAGGACCGGAGACACUUGGACCUUUCAGUUUGCAAAGUCACAAGUUUCUGCGUGUGCUGCUACUCGGGAGUAAAGAAGGGAACGGUAUCGCAGACACCAAGGCGAGAUGGCCUCCGUCGCUUCCUUCAACCGCAGCCAGUGGUCCUCCCAGUCGCUGAGGGUCACCGCCAAAGAGCUGUCAAUCGUCUCCUCCAGGGGCAAGAACAACGCCAUCGCAGAACGCUUCUCCAAAUACCAGAUGGCUGCAGAGGAGAGCAAUGCAGAGAAGAAGAAAAUGGUGGUGGAAGCCUUGCCUCAGACACUGUGCAACGGGAAUCUGAAUGUCCUGAAGAAACGCUGGGAGCAACCGCAGCAGGCUAGACCCUCCAGCUCCACCAGCACCACCAGGCCCACCAGCGCCACCAGGCCCACCAGCGCCACCAGGCCCACCAGCGCCACCAGGCCCACCACCACCACCAGACCCCCCAGCUCCAACAGCACCAACGGCACCACCAGACCGCCCGCCAAGCCGACAUCUCUUCAGCAGCGCGCCGUCCCUACGCCGAGACCUCUAGCCCCCGCCGCCCCGCUGCUCAACACCCAGGAGGACACCCCGAACACCUCCUCCCAGCCCCCGCCCCGGGAGCCGCAGCGGGAGCCCCAGGCCACGCCCCAGGCCACGCCCCGGGCCGGAGAGGCGGCGGACAUGGAGCGGCCGGAGGGGGGCGCCGUGGAGGUCCCCGAGGAGGAGAAGGCCAACGUGCCGCUCAGCAGCCUCAAGAUGAUGUUCGAGAACGGGGGAGCUGGCCAGGUAUCUAGUGAGCAGGAAGAGACGGGAGGAAAUACUGCAGAAAUGGACCAUCUAUCAGGAGGGCCGGACGGGGCCGAGUCCACCCCUCUGAAGGACAGGAUGGCUCUCUACCAGGCUGCUGUCUCCAAGCAGGAAGCCCUGCCCACCUCCGUCAGUAGUGACCAGCUGGAUAGCUACAGUGGAAAGCAGAAGGAGAAUGUUCCCCCCUACAGUCCAGACAAGCAGGGUCCGGACUCUGAGCCCAACAGCAGGAAGCCCUCCAGCUCCUCGGACACCAACGGCGGUGGCAGCAGCAGCGGCACCCCGGGGUCCUCUCAGCCGAAGAGGCAAAACUUCCGCCCCCCGGCGAGGGAGACGUGUGUCUCCUGUUCCAAGACGGUCUAUCCCCUGGAGCGCCUGGUGGCCAACCAGCAGGUGUUCCACAACACCUGCUUCCGCUGCACGCACUGCAACACCAAGCUCAGCCUGGUGAACUACGCCUCUCUGCACAACAACGUCUACUGCAAGCCGCACUUCUGCCAGCUGUUCAAGGCCAAGGGCAACUACGACGAGGGCUUCGGCCACCGGCCGCACAAGGAGCUGUGGGGCGCCAAGGGGGAGGCCGGGGAGGGCUCACCGCAGGCCAGGACCGAGACCAGACCCAAGCCCCAGACCCCGGCUCCGGAGCUGGACAGUCCCAGCGUGGAGGACUCCCCUCUGGCCGCGGUCAACGUCCUCAUGGCCACCAUGGAGACCAUGGCCCAGGGCUCGGCGGAGAGACCCCCGCGGCCCGCAGAGACCCGCCGCCUCAAGAUCUCCUGGCCCCCGCGGGCCGAGGCGGAAGGGGAGGCUGCCGGCGGGGGGCCCGCCCUCACAGCCGUGACCCCUGCCCUUAACGGGGCCUCCGCCACCGCCAAGCAAGUCCGAGCCAAGUGGCCCCCGGAGGAGGAGCUGUCCUCCCUGUGCGCCCCCGGGGGGGAGAGCCCCGAGGCCAGCGAGCUGUCCGGCAUGCGCAGGAGCUCCUCCCUGAAGGAGCGCCGCCGGCCCUUCACGCUGGCCACUCGGAGCGCUGCCCCCGACGGCCCCCCAGAGGGCCCCCCGGCCCCCCCGCAGCCACGGGAUCCGGGGCACCAGGGCGAUGGCCUGGGGCCCUCCACCAGCAUGGAGCUACAGCAGCCGCAGGCCGGCGGCCAGUCAGACGACCCGACGGCCACGCGGGACAGCUGGGUGGAUGACGAGGAAGAGGAGAUGGAAGAAGAGGACAUCCUUUUGGAUGAAGAGGAAGAGGUGCCAUCACUCCAGGGGAGUCCCAUGGAGCCCGCCGGGCUGUCGUCCGCCGACAGCGAGCAGGGGGCCGUCGGCGACCCGGCCCUCCAGGACGCGGGCCCCUGGGACCGCGAGGAGGAGACGCCACCAGAGAAGGAGGCGCUGUCUGUGGAGGAGAUGAUCAAACGGAACCGUCACUAUGACGACGAGGAGGAAGAGGAGGAUGUAUGAAUGCGAAGCUCUUCAGCAGUGUGCUCUCAGGUCCUCCUCUCCUUCAUCUCAUUGGACCACUGCUGCUUCACUCCAGACACUUGGUGCCUCUCUGACCGGUGUUUCUACCUUCUGACCUUCUUGAACCUUGCAAGACAUUCCUAAAAUAUUAGCAUCUCUCACUGUCGGUGACGGUUUAAGAAAAGUGUUUGUCUGAUGCAAGUUGAUUUUUAAAUGUAAAGAAGUACAUCUCAUCCUUCAAGUACUUAUUUUUAGAUUUCCAGGUAGGCUGAGGUGAGUGCUCUUGUGCUACGCUAUGCACUUGUUAUUACCCAGAAUACACCUGGGCCUCUGUAGCAUGAGACGGGGAAUACUAGGGUUAGAAACAAUAGAUGGCUCAAAGGAUGUUCUUCUGCCCCCUGCCUUUCUCUCACUUUCCUCCUUUUUUAUGAUGUGUAAUGCAAGCAAAUACUGCUACCAUCAUUGUUUUAUGUGGACCAAAAUAUGUACUGUUCAUACAAAUAAAGAAUUGUUAUACUCAACAGGACUGGCUAUGAACAAUAAUUGAAUCAGUUUCAAAAUGUUCCCUUUAGAGGGGACUUGGUAGACUGAGGGAUGGAACUACAACCAGGUCCAGCUUCUGAAUACAUUUCAGAGGGACCACUGAGUCAAAUCAAAUAAAGCCUACAAUUAUUUAUAAAUCACAUUUUAUGUUUUGCUAAGAUAAUUCAAGCAAAUGAAAAGACACAUUUGACAUUCUCUUUUGAAAGGUGAUUAUCAGACAUGUUUACCUUGU
Gadus chalcogrammus (walleye pollock) is the source of this 3250-nucleotide messenger RNA. RefSeq names its product LIM domain and actin binding 1a (gene lima1a). The record is from RefSeq and is a predicted model, not a curated record. The transcript is spliced from 11 exons. Gene Ontology annotation, biological process: actin filament bundle assembly. Gene Ontology annotation, molecular function: actin filament binding. Gene Ontology annotation, cellular component: plasma membrane; actin cytoskeleton. NCBI's taxonomy places the organism in Eukaryota, Metazoa, Chordata, Actinopteri, Gadiformes, Gadidae. The coding region runs from base 316 to 2475 and encodes 719 amino acids.